AAUGGCGGCGGCUGCAGCACAGAAAGUUCAAGAAGUGAGAGAUAUCACUAGGAUUGAAAGAAUAGGUGCCCAUUCCCAUAUUCGUGGUCUUGGCUUAGAUGAUUCACUGGAAGCAAGACAGGUUUCUCAAGGAAUGGUUGGUCAAGUUGCUGCCAGAAGAGCAGCUGGUGUUAUUUUAGAAAUGAUUAAGGAGGGCAAAAUUGCAGGAAGAGCUGUUUUGAUUGCUGGACAGCCUGGUACAGGAAAAACAGCUAUUGCUAUGGGAAUGGCACAGUCUCUUGGCCCUGACACUCCCUUUACAGCUAUAGCUGGAAGUGAAAUCUAUUCUUUGGAAAUGGGAAAGACAGAGGCCCUCACACAGGCUUUCAGAAGGUCAAUUGGAGUUAGAAUCAAAGAGGAAACUGAAAUAAUAGAAGGUGAAGUUGUAGAAAUACAAAUUGACAGGCCUGCCAGUGGAACAGGAGCCAAAGUUGGCAAACUGACAUUAAAAACAACAGAGAUGGAAACCGUUUAUGAUCUUGGAACAAAAAUGAUAGAAUCUUUGACAAAGGAAAAAGUGCAGGCAGGGGACAUAAUAACAAUUGACAAAGCAACAGGAAAAGUCUCCAAGCUUGGACGCUCAUUUAACAGAGCCAGAGAUUAUGAUGCCAUGGGGCCACAGACCAAGUUCGUCCAGUGUCCUGAAGGAGAGAUACAGAAAAGAAAAGAGGUUGUUCAUACCGUCACUCUCCAUGAAAUUGAUGUCAUCAACAGCAGAACACAGGGGUUCUUGGCUCUCUUCUCAGGUGACACUGGUGAAAUCAAGGGAGAAGUACGAGAACAGAUCAAUGCUAAAGUGGCAGAAUGGAGGGAAGAGGGAAAAGCUGAUAUAGUACCAGGGGUCCUGUUUAUCGAUGAAGUUCACAUGCUUGAUAUUGAGUGUUUCUCUUUUUUAAACCGAGCUUUGGAAAACGACAUGGCACCAGUUCUUAUCAUGGCUACAAACAGAGGAAUCACUAAAAUCCGUGGUACCAAUUACAAGAGUCCUCAUGGAAUACCUCUGGAUCUGCUAGAUCGGCUGUUGAUUAUCUCUACAUCACCUUACCAAGAGAAGGAUCUGAGACAAAUUCUUACCAUAAGAUGUGAGGAGGAAGACGUUGAGAUGUCCGAAGAUGCUAUAUUUCUGUUGACAAAAAUUGCUCAGGAGACUUCACUAAGAUACUCCAUUCAGCUAAUCACUGCUUCCAGUCUAGUUUGCCGGAAACGAAAGGGAACGGAAGUUAAUGUGGAUGAUAUUAAACGGGUGUAUUCGCUGUUUCUGGACGAGGCUCGCUCGACCCAGGUUCUUAAAGAAUACCAAACAGAAUUCAUGUUCCAUGAAGACGAGUCGACCGAUCCCGUAUCUGAAGCUAUGGAGACUGAGGCCGAGACUGCCUGAUGAAAAUUUCACAUCUCAAUAUACAAUGCUUGUUACACUUGUUUCCAGUCUAUGGAGGAGUUGUGUGUUGCCAUGAGCAUCAAAAGAGACUCUUGACGCGAAUUAACAACCAAAUUGUUGGAUUGAAAACGACUCACUAUAAGCUAAGUUGCACCGUUUUCAACGGCGGCAAGUCUGUUUUAUUGAAAAAUGCAAUAACAAGAUGAAUUGUAAGAACCUGGUAUUUCGCUGUUACCGCUCUAAGCACCGUUCACUUGGCUCAUUUUACCCUUGUAAUCGUACCAUACAACAGGUAUUAGUUGCUAUGAAAUCUUUUCAUUUAAUAUGUGAUGUAGUUUGUAGCGAGUGUUGUCGUAGACUGUUUAUAAUAAAAAAAGUAGCAUUUUGCAUA
This is a messenger RNA of Stylophora pistillata, 1808 nucleotides long. Its product is annotated as ruvB-like 2. The record is from RefSeq and is a predicted model, not a curated record. Gene Ontology annotation, molecular function: ATP hydrolysis activity; ATP-dependent activity, acting on DNA; ATP binding. Lineage: Eukaryota; Metazoa; Cnidaria; Anthozoa; Scleractinia; Pocilloporidae.